This is a messenger RNA of Xiphophorus couchianus (Monterrey platyfish), 1726 nucleotides long. Its product is annotated as OX-2 membrane glycoprotein-like. The record is from RefSeq and is a predicted model, not a curated record. Gene Ontology annotation, cellular component: neuronal cell body; cell surface; axon. Gene Ontology annotation, biological process: negative regulation of neuroinflammatory response; heterotypic cell-cell adhesion. NCBI's taxonomy places the organism in Eukaryota, Metazoa, Chordata, Actinopteri, Cyprinodontiformes, Poeciliidae. Bases 76 to 1026 code for a protein of 316 amino acids. The transcript is spliced from 8 exons. Gene Ontology annotation, molecular function: cell-cell adhesion mediator activity.
AACAGAGAUACAUUUAAGGGCACCACUUUUUUCAGCGUCGUGUUUACAAUUCAUAUUUGAAUUUCUGGCGCUCAUAUGGAGUUCAUACCGACUGUUCCAAUUUUAUUUUUCCUGUUGGGAAUCUGUAAUAAAGGUUUAGCAGUUUUGAUCCAAACCCAGCAGACGGUGUUGGCAGCAGUAGGAGAAGAUGCUCCUCUCAGCUGUCGGCUCCUGGAAACUAAAGACGUCCAGCAGGUCACCUGGCAGAAAGUGUUGGAGAAAACAGAGAGGAAUAUUGGUUCCUACAGCCAGUAUUUUGGUGAAACAGUGAAUCCUGGAUUUAAAGAUAAAGUUCAGUUUACAGAAGCUGGACUGCAGAAGAACUCUAUAGUUAUCAGGAACGUUACAGAGCAGGAUGCAGGAUGUUAUCUCUGUCUGUUCAACACCUACCCUGAUGGAGCUCUGAUAGCUGCAACCUGCCUGGAGGUUUAUGAGCUGCAUGGACCCUUCAUUAACGUCAGCAGGUCAAACUCUCCUCCAGGGUCGGAUGUGACCUGUUCAGCCACAGGUCGGCCUGUUCCCAUGGUAACACUGACUGUUCUCCAUCAGAACCUCAGCUUCUCCCACUACAACACCAGUACAGAGACCAACACUAACGGUACCGUCACCGUCACCACUAAAGUUCUGCUCUCAGAUCUCAGCAGCACACAGGUUGGAUGUUCAGUGUCAGUGGACUCUGCUGCUCCCAGAGAGCUGCUGGUCACCGUUCCUGGACUCACUGAGACGUCUGAUGAUGGGUUGGCUAAACAAUCUCGGUCAUAUCACCUCGCCCCCAUAUGGCCUUUGAUUGCUGCAGUGAUGCCAGUCAUGAUUUCUUUAGCUUUCCUGCUCAGAAUAAGAUAUCAGAGAAGCCACAGGAAUAAGAAACCUUCAGAGGACACCACAGAAAAUCAGAAGAUGGACAUCUCAUCAGCGUCGAGCAAAAACCUCAGACAACAAACACCUGAAAAACAAAAACUAAACAGUGGGUUAUACUCAUCGCCAUGACAACAGAAACACUACAUUUUAACCUUUUUGUUUGGUUAACCCACCAAUAUGUAAUAAGGCAGCUAAUCCUCAAGUUAAUUAGAUAAAAGCCGGUAAUCAAGUUUUGUCUCAGUUCCACUGAACAACAAUCAGUGUUUAUAAUUGCAAGAGCAUGAAAUAUUUUCUGUUUUUGUAUUGUUUUCAGUGAUGCUGUUUGGUUUUUACACCAAAUUUGAUCAAAAAUGAUGACAAAACAUUUCUUAUAAAGAUGCUGUUAGACAAAAAUAAUGCCUCCUGCACCUUUUCAAGUAUUGUUUUCUUGUUUGUUUUUAUUAUUAUUUUUUUUACAAUAAUAAAGAUUAUCUUUUAAGUAUCUUCACACCAGGUGACUAAAGGAGAAGAAUGUAUUUUUGUUUUUGUACUGAAGGUAAUGUAUACAUCUACAUAAUGAAUUAGACAAAUGUCGAAGUUGCUGCUGAUUCAAAAGAAACUGCAAUUAUGAGGACUUUAUGCUUGAUAUUUUUUAAUCUUUGCAAACUUUCAUGAUUUCCGAUGAAAUCAAUGAUGUAAAACCAGAAAGAAAAAUGUUUUACAUUUGAUAUUGGAAUACAAUGAGAAAUAAAAUUUUUGUAUCUUUUCUUUUACAUACAUUUAAAACAAUGUGAACUUAGAAUUACAGGCAAAGGAAAAGUAUCAUAUUAAAACAGAUGUAAAAAAAAAA